Suncus etruscus (white-toothed pygmy shrew) is the source of this 589-nucleotide messenger RNA. RefSeq names its product parvalbumin (gene PVALB). NCBI's taxonomy places the organism in Eukaryota, Metazoa, Chordata, Mammalia, Eulipotyphla, Soricidae. The coding region runs from base 81 to 413 and encodes 110 amino acids. Gene Ontology annotation, molecular function: calcium ion binding. Gene Ontology annotation, cellular component: cytoplasm; nucleus. The record is from RefSeq and is a predicted model, not a curated record. The transcript has 4 exons.
UGGUCAUAUGAGCAGAAAUGAUGAGAAAAGCACUUUUUUAAUCUUUUCGCACUUGCUCUGCCCGCUCAAACAGUUGCAGGAUGUCGAUGACAGACUUGCUCAGCGCUGAGGACAUCAAGAAGGCUCUGGCAGCUUUUGCGGGUGUGGAUUCCUUUGACCACAAAAAAUUUUUCCAAAUGGUUGGCCUGAAGGGUAAGAGUGCGGGCGAUGUGAAGAAGGCCUUCGAGAUCCUGGAUAAAGACAAGAGUGGCUUCAUCGAGGAGGAUGAACUGGGAUUUAUCCUGAAGGGCUUCUCUCCAGAUGCCAGAGAUCUGUCUGCCAAGGAAACCAAGGCACUGCUGGCCGCAGGGGACAAGGAUGGGGACGGCAAGAUUGGAGUGGAGGAAUUCUCCGCUCUGGUGGCCCAAAGCUAAGAGGUACUGGCUGCCAGCAGUCUUCCAGCUCUGCCCCCAGCCCUGGAUCUCAGUCCCUUCUGCAUUUCUGUUCCAUUUGUUUAUGUUAUUUUUUACUCCCCCCUUCCCGCCCUGCGGCCCUCGAAUGACAGCAUUCUUCUGGAACAUGGUGAACGAACAAUAAAGUCUGUUCCAAC